Danio aesculapii is the source of this 2886-nucleotide messenger RNA. It is a transcript of the gene pip5k1cb, whose product is annotated as phosphatidylinositol-4-phosphate 5-kinase, type I, gamma b. Gene Ontology annotation, molecular function: phosphatidylinositol kinase activity. Bases 76 to 2172 code for a protein of 698 amino acids. The record is from RefSeq and is a predicted model, not a curated record. The transcript has 17 exons. NCBI's taxonomy places the organism in Eukaryota, Metazoa, Chordata, Actinopteri, Cypriniformes, Danionidae. Gene Ontology annotation, biological process: phosphatidylinositol metabolic process.
GCGGACGGCCGUUUUCCCGUGUCUCCGUUUCUCGCCCGGUUUUGACGCUCGACGCCCCGCGGGAAACCGGCGGUGAUGGAGGCCGCCGCGGCCGGUGGAUGUUCCUCGCUGGCGGAGGACGCGGACGCGGUGCUCGGCUGCGGGAUGGAGCCUGCGGAGAUCGAAGCUGCUCUUAAGAAGACCUGCUUAACCGAGAUGCCGUCGUCCUCGUGUCACUCCAGCUCUGGCCCUGAGAAGAAGAUCGGUCACCGGCGGGUCGAUGCGUCCGGCGAGACCACAUACAAAAAGACGACCUCGUCCGCCCUGAAAGGAGCCAUUCAGCUGGGCAUCGGCUACACUGUGGGCAACCUGAGCUCCAAACCCGAGCGGGACGUCCUCAUGCAGGACUUCUAUGUGGUGGAGAGCAUUUUCUUCCCCAGUGAAGGCAGUAAUCUGACCCCAGCGCAUCACUAUCCAGACUUCAGGUUUAAAACCUACGCUCCCGUGGCCUUUCGCUACUUCAGAGAGCUCUUCGGGAUUCGACCGGACGACUACCUGUAUUCUCUGUGUAAUGAGCCCCUGAUUGAGCUCUCGAACCCAGGCGCCAGUGGCUCCAUCUUCUACGUGACUCGAGAUGAUGAGUUUAUCCUGAAGACCGUCAUGCAUAAAGAGGCGGAGUUUCUGCAGAAGCUGCUGCCUGGAUAUUACAUGAAUCUGAACCAGAAUCCACGGACACUGCUGCCCAAGUUCUUCGGCCUGUACUGCGUUCAGUCUGGCGGGAAGAACAUCCGCAUCGUGGUGAUGAAUAACGUGCUGCCGCGUGUUUUCCGCAUGCACCUCAAGUUUGACCUGAAGGGCUCCACGUACAAGCGCAGAGCCUCUAAGAAGGAGCGAGAGAAGAACAGGCCCACAUACAAAGACCUGGACUUCAUGCAGGACGUUCAGGACGGGCUCCUGCUGGACGUGGACACCUACAACGCCCUGCUUAAAACCCUGCAGAGGGACUGUCUGGUGCUGGAGAGCUUUAAGAUCAUGGACUACAGUCUGCUGCUGGGUGUUCAUAAUGUGGAGCAGGCGGAGCGGGAGCGUCAGAUGGAGGGAUCUCAGGGCAGUGAUGAGAAGCGGCCGGCGGCUCAGAGAGCGCUUUACUCCACCGCCAUGGAGUCCAUUCAGGGCGGAGCGGCGUGUGGAGACUCCAUCGACACUGACGACACAAUGGGUGGCAUUCCUGCGGUCAGUGGGAAAGGAGAGCGACUGCUGCUCUUCAUCGGCAUCAUAGACAUCCUGCAGUCCUACAGACUCAUAAAGAAGCUGGAGCACACGUGGAAAGCUCUGGUCCACGAUGGGGACACUGUUUCUGUCCACCGGCCGAACUUCUACGCUGACCGCUUUUUCAGGUUCAUGAGCGCCAAUGUGUUCAAGAAAAGCACUUCACUGAAGGCGUCUCCAGCUAAGAAGGGCCGCUCAGUUCUGGCGGUGCCCAAAUUCAGUGUCCCUGGAGCGGCCUGGUCUGCCAGUCAGCUCCCCUCAGAGCGAGACGAGAACAUUUAUGACCUGAGAGGAGCUCGCAGCUUCCCUGUGCUGGAGAACGACGGUCUGCAGUCUUGCACUCCUCCAUCAUUUGAAGAAGCAACAACGGCAUCGGUGGCCACGACUCUGUCCUCCAACACCUCCAUAUCAAUCCCAGAGCGCUCACCGUCAGACACCAGUGAACAUCCACGAUACAGAAGACACACACUGUCUCUGAAAGACGCUGAGGGAAGGACUCAUGAGGUGGUGGAUGUGCAUGAAGAAGACCAGCAGACCAUCACUGUACAAGUGGAGGUAAAGAGAGAAACAGAAGAAGAUGAGGACGAGGGAGAGACAGACGCCUCUCAGACACACACUGAUCCAGAGACACACAUUGCAGCAGAGACAGACAUUCCUCCUCCAUCUGCAGUAUCAGAUUCAGACCCUGCUGAUGAUCUGGAGACACAAACAGCAUCUUCAGCUCCAGAUGAUCAGGAAAAUCCUCCUCCAGCAGUCUCCGAGCAGCAGACGGCAGCAGAUCCUCCAGAAGCAGAAAGCAGAAGCACUGAAUUAGCAGAACCUAACCCACAAACGCAGCUUCCCCCAGCAGAUCCGCUGUCCCAGAGCCAGAGCCACGAGUCUCUGGAGGAAGAGCUCGCAGCAAACACCGACAUCUACUUCUAAACUUGAGGAUCAGAAGACUCAGAGAUGAUGUGAUGAAGUGUUGAUCCUGAAGAAGCUUCCACAAAAGAAACAGCACUCCUUUUCUACCUGGUGCCACUUUCCAGAACGUUUCUCUCUCUAAAACUGAGUGCGUGUGAGAGUCCAGCAUCCCUCAAUAUACCACUGGCCACUGUGGACCACCCACAAUGCAUUGCAACUAGACUUCCUGCAGAACAAUCAUGCAAUCAUCCUGUGAAAGCGAGUUUCUUCAGUGUGGAGCGUGCUCAGUAUACAACAUCAACUCCUCCUGUGUGUGUUCUGGUGUACUAGAGUGUGUGUACUGUAUGAUCUGCUUGAUUUAGUGCAGUCCAGAAAACACUGAUCUUCAUCAUCAUCAUCAUCAUCAUCAUCACGUGAGUCUGAACACGCUUCUCUUCUACAUUCUCUUCUCUGUGGGCUUUCUUUCACAUCAGGAGGGAUCUCUGCUGGACUGUUUUAUUGUUUGACAUCAUGUUCAUGAAAACACAUUGGUUUGAUCCUGCAGUGCCUGAACAUGCUUAAAACAAGAUACGUUUGCUUGAGGAGUACAACUGAGUUCAGUUUAAGACUUUUUGAGAACUUCAUCUCCUGAAUUAAGACAGAUUUCCUCUUAUUUUAAAAUAAUAAUAAUAAUGUUAUCAUUUUACUUCAGAAUUUAAAUGAUAUUUAAGACUUUUUAGGACUGAAUAUCCUGAC